AUGUCCCGAGAAGACAUGAGCGGACAUAUUGCGAGCACAUCAGCAUCGCCCUUCGCCAUCUACGGCACCCACAUUCACCUCCAUCGACGCCAGGCCAUCCCCGACGCAACAGGAAACACAGGCAACAUCCCCACAGCCAUAAGUUCCCUACCGCCAGCCCAGCUGCCUUCAAUAUCACCGUCGCCCCCAGCUCCAACAGUCACCACCACGCCCACGCGCUCAUCCUCAUCCACAGCUUCAUCGACCUCGGCUUUGACCUCUCUCCCCACCUCCGCCGACUCCCUCAUCCUCACGCCCACCAGCCCCCUCCUCUCCCCCGGCACUCUUGCCGGAAUCAUCGCCGGCAGCGCAAUCGCGUUCCUCCUCGUCCUCGUCCUCGCCAUCUUCGUCCUGCGCCGCCGUCGCCGCGGCAGAGCCAUCGCCGAGAUCCCGAUCCGCCGCUCGAAACUCGGCUCCCGGCUGCGACACCGCAUGUUCAACAGCCCGCUGCCGGGGACUUCUAGUAGGGCGAGUUCGCGGUCGUCCGGGCGGACACUCAUAGUGGAGAAGAGGGAUGUUGGGCGGCCGAGUGGGGGUGGUCCGGGUUUUGGGGAGAGCGGUGAGGAUGGGUUCGGGAAGGGGGAGCUGCUGCAGGUGCCGCGGGCUGCGUUUAUGAUGAAGAGGGAGGAGGAGGUAGGGAGGGAGGCGGGGGAGCGCUGGGUUGGGUUGGAGAUUAGUGGGCCGAGGCCGGUGAGGCCGAGGAGUGCGGAGCCGCUGGGGAGGUUAAGUGGGAUGGGGAUGGGGAUGGGGUAUUUGAGGUAG
Paraphaeosphaeria sporulosa is the source of this 801-nucleotide messenger RNA. RefSeq lists its product as uncharacterized. NCBI's taxonomy places the organism in Eukaryota, Fungi, Ascomycota, Dothideomycetes, Pleosporales, Didymosphaeriaceae. The transcript has 2 exons. The coding region runs from base 1 to 801 and encodes 266 amino acids. The record is from RefSeq and is a predicted model, not a curated record.